Molecule: messenger RNA, 1494 nt
Organism: Lymnaea stagnalis (great pond snail)
Lineage: Eukaryota; Metazoa; Mollusca; Gastropoda; Lymnaeidae
Source: the annotation of a GenBank genome assembly
AUUACCCUACAGGUCACAAUGACAUGUCACGCAUUUAAAAUCCCAGACGCCGAUAUGAAAUUCCGGGCUGAUUCCUCCGUAGACCUGUUGCAAACGGCUUCGGGGAAACGAAAAUUCUACUAUAAGGUACGUGCAUCCGAAGACGCUUGUGCCAGUACAAGGCGUAUGCAAUUUUACAGUUUGGGAGGGGGGGUGAGGGAGGGCUGGGGGGGUGAAGACUUGUACUUCUAUUCUAAGACAAGGUACAGGUAACCUGGUGGAUUUACAUGUGUACUUAUAUUUGUAUGUAACUUUAAUCAAAACGUCUGCCAAUUAGCAACACGUGCUAAACUUGUCGCUGAAGUUUACAUUUAAAAAAAAAAUUUAAGCGAAUUAAUAAAUUGGUUCCGACAGUUUUUUUUUUUAUCUAACUUUUGUGAAAUGAGUUUAUGUUCUUUCCUUUUUUAUGCAUAGGGUCAGACGAUAUUCAGAAGGAUGCUGGUGGAUGCGUGGACCUCUGAACUCAACGGACUGGUCCAAGAAUUUUAUUUUCUUGCCAACUCGAGUGGAUCUCCCAGGAAUAGCACGAAAUGGAGUGAGCGAAACAGGUUCCGGUACCCGACACCCGUGGGAAUGCUGCUGAAGAAUAACACGGCAACGUCAUCCCACCAAAUGUCGCGCAUUUACGCGGAGUUCACAAGAACGGCUACGGAGCUGACAAGAGAGCUCAAGAAAAGCGGAUUUUUGCCCACAAAUGAAACUUUUCAAAUGGGCCGUAAAUUAAUCAGAACGGUAAGUCAACUGAGCACAGUGUAUAAAUUGAACUUCUUCCACUACAGCCCGAUCCUCACCUCCACAGAAUACUUCUCCGUUGCCGACUGUUACAAGGAAGCCGAAAGAUUACCCUUGGUCGUUAAAGUGAACAACUGCAGCGUGAGGGAGGUAUUCUAUAACAUGAAAGGGUUUGUAAAUUCACUGAGGCGGGCGCUCGCCGACCACUCUAACUUAUCCAUCAUCCAAAUCAGCGAGGUGGCAUUACUCACACCACCACACCUAGAGCUGUCUCAACGCGCGAAGUACAUUUAUUUGACACUUUUAGGCACUCCUCGGGUCAACGACGUUCAGCAGCUGGCUAUAGGUCCCGCAAAACUGGCCCUAGCUCAUGCCAUCCAAAAGGGGAUUCAAUUCGAGGUACAGUACGGGAAUUUUUCAAAAGUGUUCCGAGUCAGUAAGGAAUUAAUGGAAGUAAACAGUACGAAUUUCAUCAAUAUUUUUUUUGGCCCAUCGAACAAGACCGGACAGGCUUACAGUACCUACAGACUAGGAUCUCGAAUGUUCAGCAAAUACCGCAGUCCCACUAAAGAUAAUUCGAGGAGGUAUUCGCCCACCGCAGUGGCUGGCGUUGCGUUUUCAAUGCUCACACUUGGAGCCUCGUUGUGUCUCUUCGUGAGCAUUUUCCUGUACAAGAAACGUCACCCCGGACAAUCGUUGAUCGCAUUGGGAGAAACAGAGUAG